Argentina anserina (silverweed cinquefoil) is the source of this 2231-nucleotide messenger RNA. RefSeq names its product vacuolar protein sorting-associated protein 45 homolog. NCBI's taxonomy places the organism in Eukaryota, Viridiplantae, Streptophyta, Magnoliopsida, Rosales, Rosaceae. Gene Ontology annotation, cellular component: Golgi membrane. The record is from RefSeq and is a predicted model, not a curated record. Gene Ontology annotation, biological process: intracellular protein transport; vesicle-mediated transport.
UUAGAUCUCCUAAUCCCAACUCACCACCACCACCAUGGUCGUAAUCUCCGCCGCAGAGAUCUGCACAAUGGUGCUAGUCUCCGUCGUCCGCGACUACAUCAGCCGCAUGCUCCAGGACAUCUCCGGCAUGAAGGUCCUCAUCCUCGAUUCCCACACGGUCAGCAUAGUCAGCGUGGCCUAUUCGCAGUCGGAGCUUCUCCAGAAGGAAGUGUUCCUGGUGGAGCUGGUGGACUCAAUUUCGAAAUCGAGAGAGGCGAUGUCACAUCUCAAGGCCAUUUACUUCGUCGUGGCUACUUCGGAGAACAUUCAGAAGCUGCGUCAGCAUUUGGCCACUCCGAGAUUCGGAGAGUAUCAUCUCUCUCAUUUCUAGUUUUAUGCUGUACCUGAAUUUACCAACGUAUUGAAGGACACGGAUAUUCGUGAUCUAGCUGAUAGGGAUGAGCAUGAAGUUGUGCAACAAGUUCAGGAAUUUUAUGCGGACUUUGUUGCAGUUGAUCAGUAUCAUUUCACUUUGAAUAUGCCGGCAAAUCACGUUUAUAUGCUCCCAGCUGUUGAUGAGCUAUUGAAAUUACAGCGCAACUUCAGAGACCGGAUUGUAGAUGGUAUUGCAUCUAUUUUUCUGGCAUUGAAAAGAAGACCGGUUAUUCGUUAUCAGAGAACAUCUGAUGUUGCACAAUCAAUUGCACAGGAAACAGCGAAGCUGAUGUACCAGAAAGAAAGUGGUCUAUUUGUAUUCAGACAAACCGAAAUGUCUCCACUAUUGUUGGUAAUUGAUAGGACGGAUGAUCCUGUAACCCCGUUGCUGAAUCACUGGACUUAUUAGGCAAUGGUUCAUGAAUUGAUUGGCAUUCAAGACAACAAAGUUGACUUAAAAAGCAUUGGAAAGUUUCCAAAGGAUCAACAGGAAGUUGUGCUGUCAUCUGAACAAGAUGAUUUUUUCAAGAAAAACAUGUACGAAAACUUUGGUGAUAUUGGGAUGAAUAUCAAGCAGUUAGUUGAUGAAUUUCAGCACAUUUCCAAAAGUAACCAGAACAUUCAAACGAUAGACGACAUGGCUAGAUUUGUUGACAGUUACCCUGAGUAUAGAAAGAUGCAUGGAAAUGUUUCAAAGCAUGUCUCACUUGUAACAGAAAUGAGCAAGCUAGUCGAAGAGCGUAAACUUAUGUUAGUCUCGCAAACAGAACAGGAGUUGGCUUGUAAUGGUGGGCAGAUGGCAGCUUUUGAGACAGUGACGGCUCUUUUGAACAAGGAUAGUAUAGCUGAUAUCUAUCGACUACGACUUGUAAUGUUGUAUGCUUUACGUUAUGAGAAGGAGAGCCCCGUACAAUUGAUGCAACUUUUCAACAAACUGUCGUCAAAGAAUGCCAAGUAUAAACCUGGGCUGGUCCAGUUCUUGUUGAAGCAAGCUGGUGUGGAUAAGCGCACUGGGGAUCUAUUCGGAAAUCGAGAUUUCUUAAAUAUUGCACGUAACAUGGCUCGUGGACUUAAGGGUGUUGAAACACAUACACAACACCAGCCUCUUCUCUUCCAAACUAUGGAAAGCAUUACCAAGGGACGACUGAGAGACGUGGACUACCCGUUUGUUGGAGAUCACUUUCAACAGGGCAGGCCUCAAGAAGUGAUCAUUUUCAUUGUGGGUGGUACAACAUAUGAGGAGGCUCGUUCUGUAGCUUUGCAAAAUGCUACUAAGUCUGGAGUUCAAUUCAUCCUUGGUGGUUCGGUGGUCCUAAAUUCUAAGAGGUUCUUGAAGGACUUGGAAGAAGCUGAGAAACUAGCUCGGAUGUAUGCCAUCUGAAUCUUAGCUUUGUAUAUCUACUAGUCACGAGCAAUGUGGAUACAUGCUUUGUAAAUUUAUUUGGGGGAUUUCGAUUUGGCCAGCAGCUGUGACAAAAAUGUAACUAAAACUGCAUGCAUUCUCGGAGGGAUCAUGGAAAGCUGCCCCACGUUUCUGUAGCUGUCACAUGGUUUUCUAUACCAUAAUGCCUAGAGUUAAAGUGAAAACUGAUGGGAAGAUACAGGGGAGUAUGAGAUUAGAUGUAAACACGUAUUAGUUUAUUAUGGACAUAAGCUUGAAAAUCAUAGAGCGUCUGCAUCUCGUAAAAUGUAUUUCAUGAAAAGAUAAGGCAAACAUCUGUGUUUAUAUCUGAUCCUGUCACUAUGUCACUUUCCCUUUCGAUAACGGGAUCGUUUAACCAUUCUAUGUGAUUCUGUCAUCACCAAAAUUGUCCAAA